Molecule: messenger RNA, 948 nt
Organism: Mucor mucedo
Lineage: Eukaryota; Fungi; Mucoromycota; Mucoromycetes; Mucorales; Mucoraceae
Exons: 2
Source: RefSeq, a predicted model, not a curated record
AUAAUUUGUUUCCCCUUUUUUCUUCCUUUCUCUUUUUCUUUUUUUUUUUUUUUUGUUAUUAAACUUUAUAAAGCAUGAAAGAAACAGAACGAAAACUAUUGACUUCAACAUGGCAAACGGUCAUUCACUACAUUGUGGUUACAGCAUUUUUAAUAACAAUUAUAACAUUACCAAUAUUGUACACCAAGACAGGAACACCGCCGUUUUGGGUGAUUUGUCUGGUGAUCAGUAUAUUUUUAAUAUUUUACAUAUUGUUUAUGUCACUGCUUUUCGUUCGAAAGAAUGCCAUACCCAACGACAAUGUGGAACAUGGUCAACAAGAUCAAGACGAGAUUGUACGGUUACAAAGUAAUAAUAGCCACAGUACGAUUCAAAGUCAACCUCCUGGCGGCGGCGGUAUUGAUAGUGAACGUCGCACCAUUUACAAUUCCUCCACCAUAGGCAUCCCACCAAGCUCCUUCUUAGCACCCACUGGACAUACAUCGAUACGAUCCUCCAGUCUAGACUAUGUGCCUCCUCCUCCUGCCUACCAAGACAUGAUUUACCCACCUUCUUAUCGUUCAACACAUUCAACAAAAGACGAUAAUGUUUCCAUUGUAUAUUAAAUGUAUAAAUUUCAUUGUUAUGCGAAAAAGCCACAUACAUACACGUUGCAUAAUAAUGAUAAUAAUAAUAAUAAUAAUAAAAAUAACUUGUCCAUUUCUCACCCUCUCUUCUUCUAUACAUUACUACUCAAAGACAAGGCCCCCAGCAAAACAAGAAAAGACACGCUUAAUGUAGUCAAUCUAGAUCAAGUCCAAACAACUCAUGGAAUGACUUUAAGGAUCCCUCGCGGCACAAGUAAAACCGAAACUUUUAAUAAUAAUGACUUACCAAGGUUAGAAAUCAUCAUUACUGUUUUUGCUCUCCUCCUCCUCCUCCCCUCCCCCCCCCUUUUUUUUUGUUGGG